This is a messenger RNA of Ichthyophthirius multifiliis, 297 nucleotides long. Its product is annotated as ligand-effect modulator 3 LEM3 family protein, putative. The record is from RefSeq and is a predicted model, not a curated record. Gene Ontology annotation, cellular component: plasma membrane; endoplasmic reticulum; Golgi apparatus. Lineage: Eukaryota; Ciliophora; Oligohymenophorea; Hymenostomatida. The transcript is spliced from 2 exons.
AUGGUUUGGAUGAGAACAGCUGCUUUAGCUAACUUUAGAAAAUUAUGGGGAAUUAUAAAUGAAGACUUGGAUGAAGGAACAUACAAAUUAGAAAUUAUGAAUUAUUAUUCUGUAGAUAGUUUUAAUGGUAAAAAAUAUUUUGUUUUAUCAACUGCUAAUGCUUUUGGAGGAAAAAAUGAUUUUUUAGGUAUAAGUUAUAUUGUUAUGGGAGUUAUUACUCUAUUGAUUUUUUUUUUAUUUUUAAUAAAAAAAUUCUAAUUGGAUAAAAAAUAAAAAUAAAAAAAUAAGAAUAUGUGA